AUGUCAAAAAACAAAAGUCGAUUUUACUCCCUGAUGAGUUCCCUACCAUUAUGCAUGAAGCCAUAUGACCAGUUUAUGCUAGAACUUCAAAAGCUUUCAAGGCAUAACAGACAAAAUGCUGUUUUACAACCGCCCUAUCUUUUUGGACACUUAAUUGAUUUACAAAAGCUGUACAACGAAGUUGCCCUGCGAGGUGGUCACAAACAAGUUACUUUUUCCCACCUGUGGUUGGAAGUUUAUCUAGCCUUAGGUCUGCCACCAGGCUGUGUCGAUGCAGGCCAUGGAUUGCGCACUAUUUAUCAGAGGUAUCUCGAGUUAUUCGAAAGAAACCAACGAAUGACGUCAAGAAGCAUUUUCACAUCCGAUGAACAGGAUGAUGCUGUUACUUACUUUGACGGUGAUGCUCAGGAUUUCGAUCAGUUCCUAAAAUCGUCUAGACAAAACAUUUAUGGGGCUUCUGUUCGUUUUAAUACUGAAGAAAUACCCAAUCACUUGCGAAAAAGUUGGAAUUUGAGUAUCGAUUUAAAAGAUGAUUUCGAAUACAUUUCAUUAGAAAAAUCAUUAUUGUCAGGGCUUCCUAAUGAAAUUGAGCUUGCGUUAAACACAAUCCUUCUUAUGUCUUCUCAACCAAAUGACUUCAGUAUUAGUAAAAAUCCUAGGCUUCUGGAUGUUCUGUUAUAUACUGUUGGCAUUUACGGACCAAAACAUGUCACGACGUACCAAUACAGCAGAUACCUCAAUUUUUGGGAAUCAAAUAUUGACAAAGAGAAUGGACGAGUAUUUCUUUCUCCCAUUGCCUUCUACUCAAAAAAGCUUCCUGAGGUUAUUUAUGAUGAAUUUUGUUAUCCUCCUGCUGUUCAAGAGAUGACAUAUGGUGAUGAAGAAGCUUUUCGUGUACAACUAGUCGCUACAGUACUACGUAACUUGGCUGUAGAUGAUGGAUUAAGUGCUGUCAUUAUCGGACGAAAUCCCCAAGCCUUGCGUUUCAUUUUCUUAUGUAUAUAUUCCAAACACUCGUGUCUACAUCAGCUUGGUUUAGAAAUAUUAUCUUCAUUGUAUUUUCCAGUUCUUGGUUCACUUAUACCUGCCCUCCAUCGUUUGCUCACUACUUUGUUAGUUUGUCCUGAUCGAAUAGAUCGCAUCCGUGGUUUACAGAUUGUGAAAAACUUAUGCUCAACGCCGCUUUUCGAUGUAACCUACGACAACAUUCCACCUGUAGGUACUAAAAAGGUUUCUUUAACCAGGACUGGUCGUAACUUAGCAUUUCUGACUUCAUUGCCACCUGUUACAUUCUCUUCUAUUGCAAGCACUUUAUGUUUGCGAGAUUUGCAUUUAGUAGUUCUUGCAAUAGAUACUAUUCACAGUUUAACCUGUCUCGGUCCUACUUUAUGUGAUCGUCUGCUUCAACAAGGAUCACCACCCGAAGAGGACUCUCCCACUUCCUUAGAACUUCAUAUACCCCACCAGAAUUCAAGCCUUCUUUCUCUACUUGUCGCUUUACUAAAUUUGGAAGCUCAGGCUAUGGGGUCGGACAGUCUCAUUCGCGUGCGUGUUAUGCAAGCAUUGGGUACAGAAUCUACCAAUACUAAGCCAUCUGUUUCAAAACCUUCAUUUUCUACCGCUUCUCCCCUUUCAAAAACAAUAUCUACCACCAUCAUGCAAACAACUUCAAGUUCAUGUAUUCCUCCACAAAAUCCCACAGUCACGUCAUCCACAAAUUCGACAGUUCAGCAGCCAGUCUACUGUGCUCAACCAAACCUAACUAUAUCGCUGAAUCAUCCUUCGUGUUGUACAAGUUAUCAUUUGAGUGUUUGUGACACAUUGCAAACUCCUACUGGAAAGACUUCAAUUCCUACAGCACCAAGUUAUUUUCCUCACAAUCUUAGUGGCUGUAGCUCUCCUUCUACCAGUCCCAACUUUUUAGCCGCCAAUCCAUCGGUCAGUGGAGUCCAAAAUACAGAUUCUUCUCGUGUAAAUAAACGUGAUUUGCUAGUUAGAAAUUGUCUUCCAGUCAUUACUACUCCUAGAGUUAACCUUUCUAUGCGUGAAUUUGGUACUGUUACAUCUUCAACGCAACAAGGUUCAGGGUCUUCAUCUACUAGCAAGCCAGGUUUAUCUGUGAUACAGUCGUCACACAUAACAUCACCUAUGAAUUCUGCUACUGUAAAUACUAGUAUCUCAUCUACAAAUGAUCUCAUGAGUAAAGUGUGUUUACCUCAAAAGUUAUCUAGUACACCGGCACUCAACACACCUUCUACUAUUAACUCAGAAAUUCAAAAACAUGUAAAUCCACCAUCAAAGCCCCUUGCUACUGAAAAUGGUAUACCUCAACUUGAUAGACGUGAAUUCAUGUUUGAAUGGCUUAAAAGUAAUUAUGCUGUACAUAAUCACUCUAGCAUUCCGCGUAUUCAAAUAUAUAAUGAAUAUCAAAAAGCACAUCUACAACGAUUCAAAAAUAUUGUUGCGAUUUCGCCUGUUGACUUCCAUUCACAAAUUAAAACUAUAUUUCCUGGAGUAGGUCAGGUGAAAGUACAAGUACCGGGAGGAAGUGUAGAAAUUCACUACAACAACUUAAAACAUGUUAAUGCUCCUGAACCUGAAAGUCAACAAGGCAUAAAUGAUAUUAUGGCAUCUGUUUUAAGUCCCACCAAAAUUGAAUCCAUGUGUCAUGAAUCACGUUCUCCAAAAACCAAAUGCCGUAAAAGACCAGCAACUGGGGCCUUUCUUCAUCCUGCAUCUCCUAAACUGGCUUCAAAAAAUGAGGAUCUGCAAAACCAGGUACUUAAAAGUUCACAAAUUGAUGUUUGUGAUUUGAAUGGCCAUCUUGAAUCCCCUAAAUUAACUAAUGGACAGUUAGUUUGUCCUUUAAAUGGUUUAUCUCGUGAUACUACAGACGUGCUCAACAUGACCACAAGACUUCAUAAUGGAUCACCUCUCAGGAAGCUGAAUGCUUCAUUAAAUACAAAUGAAGAUGGUUGUGUUCAAAAGAAAUGUACAACGCCUGUACGAGCAACAGCAGUGGUAUCCUUACCCGACUCCAAGAUUAUGAUCGUUCCUGUCUUUACUACUUAUGGUAUGGGCCAUAAUUUGACACUCAACGGAACUCCAACUAGCGAAGUUCCCAUGUUGGUCAAAAUGCAUACCUCUGAGAACCAUGAAAUUAAUAAAGCUAACAACACUAUUCCGAUUUGUUCUAACAUUGACCAUACUACAACUAUUUCUAAAACUAAAGUCAACGUCAUCACGUCUUCCUUAACACCGAACAGCAUAUCAUCUACUUCAUCGGAUCGUAGCUGCAAACUAGCAAAGCAAUUAGAUGACUCAAUUAUUUCAGGAAAUUAUACAAACAGGGUUUCCACUGAUCUUGGUAAAUGUGUACAAUUAUUCUGUAUGUGGGAUAAAUGUAUGCAAAUAUUUUCAGGAUCAAAUAAAAUGUGUUUGGGGAACUGUUCUGAAGUGAUAUCUGGUCCCGGUUUUGAUAUACUGAUGGAUCAUUUACGUGCUAAACACAACAUUCAAUUACCUGUUAGUAUGGAAUCUUCACCGAAUGGUUUAUCAAAUAAUGAUCAUGUUAUAUCUUCUGCAGUUAAUAAAAAUCAACCGAUUUAUACUCCAGUGAAUUCCGAAACAGUUUCAGAAAAAAAUUCAAGUCAUUCUUCAUGUCAAAUCGAAAAGCCGUUCGUGUAUGAUGAAUUACAAUUGUCGAAUAUUCUAUCAGAAGAGUGUCGUAGAGCUCUGACUGGAGGAAUUCCUAAUCCACCUUUUGCACCUACACCAGUUCAUGAAGGGCCUGUAACUAAGCACCUCCGACUUACUGCGGCUCUAGCUUUAAGAAAUUUAUUACAAUAUAGUGAUGUUGCACGACGUUAUGUAAGUUCUUGUGAGAAUCUUUUAUGUGAUUUAGCCUUUGCUAAUCUUGAAUCUUCUCCGACAAUUUUUGAGUGCCUCACACUAUUAUCCAGUUCGUUUGAUGAAAAUACACCAACAACAUCAACAUCGACAACUCAGUAUUGUAUAGAUGAGAAGCAUAUUUUCUGAGUAUCACUAGAAACACAAAAUUAAUCUUGCAUUUAAUC
Schistosoma mattheei is the source of this 4076-nucleotide messenger RNA. Lineage: Eukaryota; Metazoa; Platyhelminthes; Trematoda; Strigeidida; Schistosomatidae. The record is from the annotation of a GenBank genome assembly.